ACGUUCCUGGUACUCUGAAGUAUCCACGCCGUAAUCCGCUGAUAUAUUCACCGUUUGGACGGAUUUUUGUGGGGAGUGUAAAUUCCCCGGUCUUGUUGGACCAUGGCCGACGACGACGUGCUCUUUGAAGAUGUUUACGAGCUGUGCGAGGUCAUUGGCAAGGGGCCGUUUAGUGUGGUACGAAGAUGCAUCAACAGAGAGACAGGCCAACAGUUUGCUGUGAAGAUUGUGGAUGUGGCCAAAUUCACCUCCAGCCCUGGCCUCAGCACAGAAGAUCUGAAGAGGGAAGCGAGCAUCUGCCACAUGCUGAAACAUCCUCACAUAGUGGAGCUUCUGGAGACCUACAGCUCUGAUGGGAUGCUCUACAUGGUGUUUGAGUUCAUGGAUGGAGCAGAUCUCUGCUUUGAGAUCGUGAAGAGAGCAGACGCUGGUUUUGUUUACAGUGAGGCAGUAGCCAGUCACUACAUGAGACAGAUCCUAGAGGCUUUGCGGUACUGCCAUGACAACAACAUCAUUCACCGGGAUGUGAAGGUAAGUUCAGUGCUGUCUAGUGCUUUAGAUGUCUGCUGACCAAAAC
Puntigrus tetrazona (Sumatra barb) is the source of this 577-nucleotide messenger RNA. Its product is annotated as peripheral plasma membrane protein CASK-like. Gene Ontology annotation, cellular component: neuron projection; cytoplasm. Gene Ontology annotation, biological process: protein phosphorylation. Gene Ontology annotation, molecular function: calcium/calmodulin-dependent protein kinase activity; ATP binding; calmodulin binding. NCBI's taxonomy places the organism in Eukaryota, Metazoa, Chordata, Actinopteri, Cypriniformes, Cyprinidae. The record is from RefSeq and is a predicted model, not a curated record. The coding region runs from base 103 to 570 and encodes 155 amino acids. The transcript has 5 exons.